UUUAAAUAGUUUGGAUAAAACUGGUUUUCUUUUGUCAGUCUGCUAGUAUGACAGUGCUGUAUCCUUACUUAAAUCUUCACAUGAAAUCAUUAGGACUCUCAAUACAGGAAACUGCAAUAAUAAAUGCUGUAAUUCCUGUGCUUUUCAUAUUCACACCACCGAUAGCUGGAUUUUUGGCGGACAAAAUCGGAAACUUUCGAAUACUUUUAUCAAUGCUUACUGGUGCAGGCGGCUUAGUCUCUCUCCUUCUCCUUCUUAUCCCUGUAGGACGAGAUGUUUCCAUGUAUCCUGAUAAAUUGACUUGGGGAGUGACUUGUGGGGCUCCAGGUUCCAGAGCUCAAUAUCAGAACCUGAUGGUUCAUGGAUUUAUGGAUGAUAAAUGUCAGGUGAGACCAGAUGCCUGGGAGAACGCAACUUUUACACCGGGUACAUGCGGGUACAUGUGCCCAACUAGGUCACGACUCCAAGUCACUCCAAAAUUCUUUGAGUAUAAGGUGGUUUGGCCGAACCGAGGGGGAGGGUUCGGUAUAACUGAGAUUGUAGAUGUUGUAAACCUAGAUAAAAUAGAAGAAAGAAAGUAUCAUGAGCCAAGAAUGAUUGAUAGCUCUAUUUUCUUCCCAAUGAAUUGGACUUUUCAACUCAACUGUGACAGAAUCAGAUCUGAUGAUUGUAUAUUUAACCCUGUCCUGAAUCUGAAAGAUAUUAAAGAAUACACUGUUCAACUAACUCCACUACAGAUAACUAACAAGAAGGUGACAGAUCAUAUUCAUCCUGAAUUUAUGGUUUCAUCCAUCCAGCAUCCACUUUUUAGGAGUAGAAAACCAGUUACCAGAACAAUUAAUUGCGGCAGCAAAUCUGAAAUUGCGCAGGUUGUCUCUACAGUUUCUACUGGGGUUAAAAGGUUGGGAGAAGAGUUUGGAGAGGAAAUUCCCCAGCUUAUUGACACCAAGCUGAACGACUGUGCUCUGACCUGCAUGGUGAACUUUGACCGAGACAAGAUGUGUAACAAUACAGCAGAACCUGUCACCUACAGUCCUGAAGUUACAUUUUGGUCCUACAUGGCUGUUCGAACUAUACUGGGAGUUCUCACUGCGAGUAGUCUCAUGAUGUUUGAAGGAGCAGUCAUGGCAACCAUACAGGAGCUGGGUGGUGAUUAUGGACUACAAAGAUUUGUCGGAAACUUUGGAGCAAUUGUGUUUGCUCCAAUGGGAGGAUUUCUAAUAGAUAUUACAAGUUUAGAAAUCUCAACUACGGAUUUCUCACCAGUUAUAUAUGUUUACCUGGCCCUUAAACUUCUUGCUUCAUUCAUGAUCCUAUUUAUCAGAUUGGAUUUCAAGCCGCCAGGAGAAAAAAUAUUAAGUAAUCUGAAGGAAAUUGUUACGAAUGCCGAGGUAAACUAA
Messenger RNA from Eurytemora carolleeae, 1400 nucleotides. RefSeq lists its product as uncharacterized. Lineage: Eukaryota; Metazoa; Arthropoda; Copepoda; Calanoida; Temoridae. The transcript has 21 exons. The coding region runs from base 48 to 1400 and encodes 450 amino acids. Gene Ontology annotation, cellular component: membrane. The record is from RefSeq and is a predicted model, not a curated record.